GAAAAGAUGCCUUUCUUCUUCGUUUAUCAUUUGCUCCGAGAUACUAGUAUGGAGCUCAGUUCACUUCCGGUAUUUAUGUUGGAGAUUUUGUGUUUUGAAUCUGGAAUGCAAAGAAUCUCCGAUGCAAAGUGUUAUUUCAUACCUAAUGCUUUAAUACCAACUCUGACUUUGUUGGAAGGUGACUUUAAAGAAUGGAUGCAAUGGUUCAAUCUACGAGCAGAGUAGGACAGUUGGAACGAUGUAUUAUUGGUAAAGAUGAGCUUCUGCUUCCCGAUAAUUUUAUUGAACAGAGUUUUAUAUUUAAUGAAGUAAUCAAUUUUGAAACCUGGGAAAAAGUGCUCACACCAGCCCAACGCCAUCAUCUCAUGAAAUUUCUGCCUACAUUUCCUGUUGAUGAUCAAGAACAAAAACAGACAACUGUCAAGCGGUUGUUAAGUGGAGAAAAUUUUAAAUUUGGUAACCCCGUGAAAAAGUUCCACAUGAAGCUAAAAGGUGGAACUUUUACAUCCGAAAUUUUAAAAUAUCCUCAUUUAUACCGAAAGUUUAAAUUUCGGGACUAUAAAAUGAGGCAACAGAGAUAUUAUACUAAACUCUUUAAGGAUGUUAUUUUGUCUCGUCAGCAUGUGUUUGAGAUGGUAUCAAGGUUGCCACCCGACGAACUGCCAAAGUUUUGUUACACGCCUCCUCCACCCGCUGAUCAAAGUAUCGAGCAUGUUGUAAACAAGCGGUAUUGUAGAAUUCUGAAAGCGGUCCAGGAAGAAUGCAAUGCAGAGGAUUCUUCUUCGGAAGAAGAGGUGGAAGAUCCAAAUGCUCAAAAAAGCCGGAAGCAUUUGCUGCAGACUUUAUAUCCACCAUCAUCUCCUGAACCGGCAGCAUCAACAGUCGUAGCUACUUACUCGACUAGGACAGUAGCAAACGGAGAAAUUGUCGAAGAUAGCAAUGGUCAAAGAAAAACGGUCAGGCGUCCUUUAAGCCCCAUAGAAUUUUCCGAUGAAGAUUAUAAAGCUAUGUUAAGAGAUUAUAAACGGCGGAAAACAGAAAAUGGGGAACAACCUGAACUGGACAUCAGCUCAAUCACACUCUUAGAUAUUCUGGCUCGAUGCCAGGCCGUUAGAAAACCAACGCCAAAGUCUCCUUCUGCUGUUUCUGAAGAGACAGCAUCAAGUCCAGCAAUUAUGAAGAAGGUGAAGAAAAAGGGUGAGAAGCUGAAGAAAUUAAAAGCAAACCGAGUCGACAGCAUUGCUAAGAAGAGCAGCGUUGCCAACCAGGAAGAUGUUAGUGGAAUCGAAAUACCAGAAUUGCUUGCGAGAGAGGAAGAAUGUGUUGUUCCUGAAUUCCCCCUUCAAGAGACUCUACCACCCAAGUUACCAUUUGGUCAGUAUGACAGUUUUUUCAGUCUGCUAAGAGAUCUCAUUUGUGAAUUUCCUGAUGCCAAAGUGACCACAGCAAAGUUAGAUGAUAAAGUGAAAGAGUGGCAAGAAUCCCCCACAAGUUCUCUUAAUCAGUGGAUAAGUCUACAGAAUAACUGGGUUGAAAAUGUUGUGUCUGCGUUAAAGUUUCUUUCAGGUGAUGUUUAUGGCUUCCAAAUUGAUAAUUUUAUUCCAUUGAUUGACUAUAAAGAAAGAGCUCAGCAAUGGCGGUGGAUCGGCAAUGGUCGAGACGCUGAUGAUGAGCUUGGUCAGUUGUGUAAGUUUUGGUUGCAGAAGAAAGACGGAAAAUUAAAUGAAAACCCCGAAAAUAAUCAAGGAACAACCCCUCCUCCCAGAGUGAAAACUAAUUACGUUGUGAAACCCACGACGGAAGAAGAAAAAAGCAGCUUCAAAGAACAGGAAAGAAAACGGUUUGAAUGUCCCCAUCUUGGCUUCACAUAUCACAUGCAUGGCUAUGAUUCGGUGGUUGGCCCGGUGAAAGGAGUGUACAGUAAAGAUAACACAAUGAAUAAAGCAAGGGAACAUGCUCUACUGGUGUCAGAUCGGCCGUCUUAUGUCACUAUUCUAACGCUAGAUUCGCAAUUCUUAGCGCCAGGCAUUACAGAUGCACAGAUAAACACAGUGGUUAGUGGUGCUUUGGAUCGAUUACAUUAUGAGAAAGACCCGUGUGUAAAGUACGACGUGAACAGGAAAUUAUGGAUCUAUUUACAUCGAAGUCGGACCGAACAAGAAUUUGAAAAAAUUCACCAAGCUCAGGGAGCAGCUGUCAAAGCCAAGAAAUCUUUACAAAAGCCGAAAUCUAGCAAAUCUAAAUCUAAAGAAAUGGUUCCUACAAGUACAGCAAUAACAACAGUAUCAUCAUCAACUGCACAGAAUUCAAAGUCCUCGCCUUCCAUCACAGUAUCUAGCUCCGACAGUACAGCACACCCUGAAGAACCUGUUAUCCCUACGAUGCCAAACCUUGUGGUCUCAAGGGCACCCAAACCCACACAAAAUGCACGUGUAGCUACAAGUACGACGCGAACUUUACAAGGAAGCCCAAAAUCUAAUCUGAGUGCAGCUAAACCUGCAACGAUUAAUCUUAGUCUUGCUCAAGCGCCAAGCAUUGGUAGCAGCAACUCGGUGACCAGUAUUGGUAAUAGCGGCACUCUGACCACCAUACCAAUUUCUGAAAUUACGAAAGCACAGACGCAAGCUUCCGGAACGCAUGUGCAAGGAACCAUAGCAGCGUCAGCGUCGACCUUGUCGAAACCUUUGACUUUUGCCAUCGUGCCUUCUCAAGCCACAGGAACUAGUGGCUCAUCCGCCGUUGCUAGCCAGGUACGGACAUCGACCGCCACUGCCAAACCGGUCUCUCUGAACCUUUUGCCUGGUCAGAUAGUGACCAAAUCUGGCGGGGCAGUUUCUGGCUCUUCACUGCACCAAGCUACCGUUGUGAUAACAUCCAAGCCGGAAUUAUUACCUUACCAACAGCACGUGACGUCGACUGUUUGUGUGAAUAGUAGUAAGUCGCUGAUGACUGGACAAACCAUUCUCAGUACAGCUAACCGAACAUCGGUGUCGACUGCGACUACUGCCACACCCAUGGUUGCGAGACUUGUCUCCGGUCCACAAAUGGUUUCGGUUGGCAACUUAUUGACUGGAGCUGCGCAGAAAAAUACUUCUGGAUCUGCGGGUCCAACAACCAUAAAAAUUCAAGGUAGCAAUAUUCUGCAGCCAAUGUCUGGUGGUAAACCAGUUCAGUUGACUGGGAAAGCUGUACAAACGACCAAAGGAAUUUUGCAGAUUGAUGGGAAAUCCCGUCCAUCGGUGAAUGUUAUUCAGACUGCUCAGGGAGCAUUGCCAACAAUUAAUAUCAUACCACAGGGCAGUAACACUUCUGUGGUCACUCUCACAGAUUCUGCCCAGAUGACCAGACCAACGAGCUCAACAGUGACAGCUAAUUCAGGGACAACGACAGUACUUAGCUCGGCAUUGCAGUCAGCAACUGUAAUGUCACAGUUGAAAACGGUUGCUGUUACAACCUCUGCCAGUACUUUGCUCAGCCAACAGCCUUUACAAGUUGUCAGUCAGCCAAAGGUUGUCUCCCCUGGUCAAGGUGGCAUUGUAGUUACACAUCUGGCUCCUGGGAACAUCACCCUCCGACCAGGUUUGUCUGGAGUUUCCCAAGCCAAAGUUGUAACUGCUGCUCAAGCUGGGCUGCUUCCUGCUCAGUUCAUACUUCAUCAACCAGCGACAGGAACAAGUGUCAAAGUUGGCUCUGCUGACACCACAGUGACACCUACAGUCAGUCAAGCGACACCUAUAAUCGUAAGCAGCAACAGUGGAAAACCAACACAAAAUAUCCAGGUUGUAAGAACUGUACUUUCACAGCCAUCCAGUGUGAAGGCGGGCCAAACAACAAUCCUGAUCUCACAACCAGCUUUGCAACAGUCUGGAACCACAGUCUUGUCAUCAGCACAGUUACUACAGACAGCAAAAGUCCAAGGAAAGUUUGCUGGCAAGGGGAAACCGCCACCAGUCUAUGCUCGGAUCAUAACUCCGUCGGCCGGUAUGAAACUAGCCACAAUGACGCCUGGCCAGGCACUUCCUGCACAGGGGGUUAGUGUAAUUCAGGCUGCAACUGCAGCGGCUGCCAGCAAACUUUCUUCUUCUGCAAUUACAGCGACUGCUUCACCGCAGCCAGUUAAAAGUCAAGAGCGCACUAGCAACAAUAACACUACUAGCAAUACAGGUGAAUCAAAAUGACAACAGGGAUAAUAUUAAUGAGGAACACAUACAUUAGUUUUAUUGGUCUGUCUACCUGUCUGUCUAUCUAUCUAUCUGUCUGGUCUAACUGUCUGUUUGUUUCUCUGUCUCUCUCACUCUGUCCGUCUGUCUGUCUAUUUGUCUUCACUUAUAUUCAUUGUCCUCUCACAUACACACGCACAACACAACAAUGCACACACUCUUGCAUACACACACACAAACACACGCACAUGUGCAAUUUGUAUGGGGGACUAGAAAAAAAAAUUUUAUGUGAUGCGAUUAUGCAAACAUUGUUGGAUUCUGUAUUUUAGCUGAACUUAUUAUUAUAAAACACACAAAUCUGAUGGUGACAUAUUCCCCACCCACAAGAAACCUGUAAAUACAACUGAUCUUCUUCACCAAUGUAUACACUUCUGUUGUUGUUAAACAUUAUCUUUCUUUUUUUGUA
Octopus bimaculoides (California two-spot octopus) is the source of this 4626-nucleotide messenger RNA. RefSeq names its product nuclear factor related to kappa-B-binding protein. Lineage: Eukaryota; Metazoa; Mollusca; Cephalopoda; Octopoda; Octopodidae. Gene Ontology annotation, molecular function: protease binding. The record is from RefSeq and is a predicted model, not a curated record. Gene Ontology annotation, cellular component: Ino80 complex.